CGCGAUGUGACACGUCUAACGCUUAGGCCUGGGUUGGCAGCGUAGCUGAAAUAAUUGCCCAGACGACCCCCUCUUUAUUAACUUCUCCGUUGCUCGCGCUCCCUUCCCGCUUGCGGCGGGCGAGGCUGUGGGUGUUGAGCACGCCGGUGACAGAUAGCGGCAUCCGGCAUCGGCAAACGAACCCGUCGGGGUGGAAUGUUGCAGGAUUUUAUGGGAGCAGUCUGUGCAGUGCUGGAUAUCCAAACUGCGGGUUUGAUGGAAUCAUCACGGAUUUGUUCUGAUUUUCAACUUCUAUCGCAGCAGUUCCCUUGUCACCAAAUUUUAUUUCUUUUGUACAGAGAAGUGGCUUGGACAAUAGGUGACAUGAGAUGCCCUUGGGGACAGUAGCUGGAUGGUUGUUGUGUUGUGUCAUCCCCUCAAAUUUCUUGCCCUAUAAAAAUGUCCAUCACUGGUAAAACAUCCAGGAUCAAGACUGCUGGUUUUCAGCUCUAGAUCUCAUCUCCCACCACAGAAUAAGACCUGUUUUCAUCAAGGUCUGAGUUGCAUGUCUGUCAUUUAAUAACCAGACUCCAAGGUUCCAUGCUUUAGCCGUGUCUGGGCCAAGCACUUCUAGUCCUCCAGCCUGCAAAAUGGACCACUUAAUAUAAAAAAUACCUAGAUUUUGCAUGAGCUAUCCAAAUGCACCCUGUAAUUCAGGGCAUCUUGUCCAAGCUAAUGCAAAGCAGCACUGUGGGACCAUAUGAAGACUAAAAUGUGAGUGAGUCUCCAGCAUGCGUGUGCUUCCCACUGCUUCCGCAGGCAGCAGGACUGCUGUGGUGGUACCAGUCUCUGCAAAUCGUGGAAAAUCAUCCUGGUAUGGGUCUUGCUGUGGGAUUUGCUGCCUGGGGUCUCCUCACGCCACCUGAACCUGUGGUGUGGUAGGUGUGCUGUCCCUGGCACAGUGGAGGGAGCACUUUGGGAGCCUGGUGUCCUGCUGGGGAUCGUGUGUGUAGAAAAAAGAGGCUUCAUUUUCAAAUCAGAUUAAUACAGUCUCUUUUAAGAUCUUUGGAUAAAUUGGACCACGAUUUCUGUUAAGUGAGAGAAAGAGUGAGUCACUUCACUAGGAGCAGAGAGCAUUAUUCUCCGGUCAUUCUGGGCUGCCAAGGCAAUACAGACGGUCACGAAUGUGAUGGCCAGGUCCUUUACUGCAGGAAAUAGAAAAACCAUUCACAGAAACUAUAUGGAGAGAGGAAGUGUUUCGUUGUGCUACAAAGGAGAAUGUGAUCAUUGUUUUGUCUUGAAAUGUAGCUACAAUACAGUAUCAAAAUUCAGUUGGCAAUCCAUCUCCCUUACAAACAUGGGAAGAUUUUAUCACAACGAUGUCUAGCUGGGCUUUGCUCUAUGUGUAAGAAUGAUACUGUGUUCUGUGCUCAUUGUGCUCUUUUGAGGAACUCGAUCUACAAGUGAUAAAGAUGCUGAAAGUGCAUUCCAGCGGGAGGAACAUGAAGCUCAUUGUUAAUCAUUUCUGUGUCCCUGUUUUAUUUUGUGGAGGCAAGUAAUAAAAAUGGAGUGUAACGAUUCAAAACAUCGAGAAGCUUCUAACCCUAGUCAGUUCUGCACUGAAAUCAGAUGGUGGUGUCUGUGGCCUUGCACAGAGGGCACAGAUUUGGGGAGGUGGGGGCCGGGGGCUGCAGCUCUCCCGCGGCUGCUGCUCCUGUCACAUGAUGCUCUGCACAGUCCCCUGCUCGCACUGCAGCUGCCUCGCUUCCGUGUGCCACUCACAUCUCCCCUCUUCUUGCAUCACUUUUAUUCUGGUUUAGCUCUGUUGGCGUUAAGUGGAGUUGAUGAUCUGCUGUGGCACAGAUGGAUAAUGGGAAUUCAUUGGAUCAUCUGGAUGUGUUACUUUGUUGGUUUGUCUCUUAUUCUGCUUGGUGUGCUUUGGGUAAGGAAGGAGGAUCUCCGGUGUGAAAGUCUGUUCUGAGGUGGUGUUACUGCCUAAAGAGCUGAAAUGGAACUGAUAUUAAACAAAAACCCCCAAUGCCCCCACUAGCCCCCUAAAGCACAGUACAGCUGUUGGAUUCUGGCCAUAAAAACCUGGAUGUUGAUGUCUUUUUACACAUAACUUUACACAGCUCUCAUUUUUUUCUUAAAAAUGAUUGCUUUCAUUGGAGCAGUCUUUGUAGAAGGACAACCAGGACUUGUACAUGCAGAUUUUAUAAUAAUUCUGUUUGGUAUUCUUGCAUAAGAGCAUUCUGCAGGCUUGGCUUUUGUGGCUAAGUUGCACUGUUGAAGCACAAAAGCUCUGUUCAAGAUGUGUAGUUUUUGAACAGGCUGGAAACAGAGGUGUGGUAUGGAGUAUGUGUUGCAGCAGGAGGAGACAGUUCAAAGGAGUGGACCAAGUUGUGUGUGGGAGCUGCACUGAGGGUCAAAUGGAGGUCUGGUUCUGUAAAGUAUGUAAGGAAGUUGCCAAUACAAAUAUUACCUUGCAGCUUACAUGUGCUGAGAGAACGCAGCACAGCCCUGCAGCAGGGAUGGAACGGAGUAACCAUCAAUCUGGUUCCCUGAGGAUGUCAGUCAGGAAAGGAAGUGUGCAAUGCCAGAAAGCCUGGAUGGAACUGCAGGUUUAGAGGACUUGUUGUUUGAGGUAUUUUUAAUUAUUGCUAUUAAUGUAAUGGAACACAGCCUAAUAGCUGAGUUUUAAAAAUAUAAUUAAAGCAGAAGUCAGCAGAGGAAUUUCUCUGCUGUGAGGCAGAGGCACAGUUCAGGAGCAGUACCUGCUCAGGAAGGUGAAUUCCCAGAGUGAUGAUCCAUGCAAUUCCCAAGCUUGCUGGCAGCUCCCAGCAAACACCGGUUUGGAGGGAAGAAGUGAACCGAAGGGAUCAGAAAGCUUUCCCAAGCUUGUCCUGCAUUCCCUUUUGUCAGAGUACAGUUCCAGUUGGAAGGCAGCCAUUGGCACCUUGGCCGAGGAUGGGAACAGGCUGCAGAGUGUGACGACAGCUGCCCUCCAGAUCGGGCACUGGCCUCAGCUGCCAUUUGGGCCAGCCAGUAAAUCAUUUGGCUCGCUGGAAAGAAGCCUCUCCAUCCCAUUGCUCUACAAUGCAGCUUGAUGUUAGCUGUUCCAUUUCAAAUUAAUGAGUGUACAUAAAAGAGUUAAACGUCAGUUGUUGUCAGAGGAAAGAAAGAAAAAUCGUUCUUGUAACUGGGAUGCUUUUCAGGAACUUGGCUGCUGGGAAGGCGAGAGGCAUGUGCUUUUCCACCCUGCUUUAGGUGAUGGCUUAGUUCAAGGGGGCCCAGAUUUGGCUCAGUCAACAGUUGUGUUGGCGUCUUGCCAUCAAAUGUGCAUAAAAUGGAGCUGACUGCAAUUCCCUCCUCACUCUAACAUGGAGGGGCAGCCGGAGGGACCCGAGGCCGCCGUGCCGGUGCCGUAGCUUGGCUUGGCUGUGAGGGUUACCCUGGGAUGUGCAAUCCCUGCAGCACAAGCUGUUGCAUUGUGACUGGGUCGUUGCUUUCGAGUCCCUGGGUUGUAUUUUGGUGUCUUGUCAUAACUGAUGCAUUUCAGCCCUUGUUGUGCCUGUGCUCCUGAAAUCUCUCUCCUUUCUCACAGUGGCUUACGUGCUUUUCCAGAUGCAGGAGGUUCAUCUCUCAUUUGCAGACUCUUCCUAUGAUUCUGUGGCUUAUUCACAUUGCCACAAUAUCGAGAUAAAACACAACUGGCAUUUUAGCUCCUCCAAGAACAUUGUGUGUAAAUAAACCACUAAAUAGUUCAGCCUGUGAAAUGUAAAUACACACAACUCACUGCCACAGCUGAUGGUGUUUUUCUGUCUCCCUUCUACCCUCCCACCCCUGCCAAGAGUGGGCCAGCCUGAUGUUCUUUUUUCUCUUGCUCUUUCAUACAAAGCAAAUGACUGCUAAGUACCAUGUAGGUGGUAUGCAAGCACCACAACAGAUUCAUGAUUUGAAUUUGGAUGAAAAGAAACACUUGUGUCCUCUUCCACAUUGCUUCUGCACCAUCUUCUGGAGAUUCCUGGACUCUGAUGACCCAGAAAUUCUUCUUUGGUCUGACUUUGAGCUUGAGCCUAUUUCUAAUAGCAAACUAGUGAAGUCAGUAGAAGAGCAGAGGCCCAACUGUGAUGACAUUUUUAGCCUGUGCCCUUUGUUCAUUCUAUACACAAAAGGUCGCGAACUGCAGUGAAAGAGGGAUCAUGGAGGGCGCAGAACAGACAAAGGUGGAACAAAUUGUCAGUGGCAGAAACAUAAAGAAGAGAAGCGAAAGUUUUGUGUGCUGUAGGCGAUUGAAGGCCACGUGCAUCCCAUGGUGAGAUCAUGUCUCUUGUGUUCAAAGUGAGUCCGCCCAGAGGGAAUUCAGAGGAGUCUGCUGGUGAGGUGUGGCUUCCAUGAUCUCAGAGUAGGAGGCAGGAAGGGACUACACGGUUUCCAUGGCAUGAUGUUAAUGAGCACCUCCGCAUUUUUCUGAGAGAAAAGAUGCCAAAGCUGCAGUUCUGGAUACAGACAGGUGUGCUUUUAAGCGAUAAAAGGAUUUUUAAAGACGUCUGAAACAUAUGAAAAGCCUGAUUUUACAGACGAAGCACUUACUUGAAGUUAAAAUAAUGGGAUUGACACUGCAUGUUGUAUUUUUCAACUCAUUUGACUCAGAAUGGAGUUGAAUUUGUGGUGUUGCCACAGGAAAUCAUGAGACUGUUCUGCUGAGAUGUCACAGCUAAGCCUGGUAAACCUUAGCCAAAAGACAGCAAACCAUAGGGAAGUGGAGACGUGUGUGAUGACUGAUCUUGCCCUAAAAGAAAUCAUGUCAUCAGGGGGAGCUGAAGAUGAUAUUCCUCAAGCAGAGAGAAAAACGGUGACAGACUUUUGCUACUUAUUGGAUAAAUCUAAGCAGCUCUUCAAUGGCUUAAGGGAUUUACCUCAGUAUGGGCAGAAGCAGUGGCAAUCCUAUUUCGGGCGAACAUUUGAUGUUUACACCAAGCUCUGGAAGUUCCAACAGCAGCACCGACAAGUAUUGGACAAUCGGUAUGGGUUGAAGAGGUGGCAAAUUGGGGAAAUUGCUUCCAAGAUUGGGCAGCUCUAUUACCAUUAUUACUUGCGCACCUCUGAAACCAGCUAUCUCAAUGAGGCUUUCUCCUUCUACUCAGCAAUCAGGCAGAGGUCCUACUACUCCCAAGUCAACAAAGAAGACAGGCCCGAAUUAGUGGUUAAGAAGCUGCGUUACUAUGCAAGGUUUAUCGUGGUUUGUCUCCUGCUCAACAAAAUGGAUGUUGUGAAGGACCUUGUAAAGGAGCUGUCAGAUGAAAUUGAAGACUACACUCACCGUUUCAAUACUGAAGAUCAGGUGGAGUGGAACCUGGUUCUUCAGGAAGUGGCAGCAUUUAUUGAGGCAGACCCUGUCAUGGUUUUAAAUGAUGACAACACCAUUGUAAUCACCUCUAACAGGCUUUCUGAGACGGGAGCUCCGUUGCUGGAGCAGGGGAUGAUAGUGGGACAGCUUGCUCUUGCAGAUGCGCUCAUUAUUGGGAACUGCAACAACCAGGUCAAGUUCAGUGAAUUAACAAUCGACAUGUUCCGAAUGCUGCAAGCCCUGGAGAGGGAACCGAUGAACCUGGCGUCACAAAUGAACAAACCUGGAAUGCAGGAGUCAACAGAGAAACCAGCCAGGCGGGAAAACCCCCAUAAAUACUUACUUUAUAAACCAACUUUCAGCCAGCUAUAUACAUUUUUAGCAGCAUCAUUUAAGGAGCUGCCUGCAAACAGUGUGCUGCUGAUUUACCUGUCUGCCACGGGCGUGUUCCCAUCAGGUCGUUCGGAUAGUGAAGGUCCGUACGAUUUUGGGGGUGUGCUGACCAACAGUAACCGGGACAUUAUCAAUGGGGACGCGAUCCACAAGCGCAACCAGUCCUACAAGGAGAUGCACUGCCUUCACCCUGGAGAUCUCUACCCUUUCACCAGAAAGCCCCUGUUCAUCAUCGUGGACUCUUCCAACAGCGUUGCCUACAAGAAUUUCACAAACUUAUUUGGACAACCAUUGGUGUGCUUGCUUUCUCCAACAGCAUAUCCAAAAGCAUUACAAGAUCAGUCUCAGCGGGGUAGCCUCUUCACACUCUUUCUGAACAAUCCGUUAAUGGCAUUCCUGUUUGUCUCUGGAUUAUCAAGCAUGCGCCGAGGAUUGUGGGAGAAGUGUCAGGAUUACCUCAGAAAAAUCAACCGGGACAUUGCCCAGCUGCUGACCCACUCCCGGUCCAUAGAUCAGUCCUUUCUUCAGUUUUUUGGGGAUGAAUUUCUUCGCUUGCUUCUCACAAGAUUUAUCUUCUGUUCGGCUACUAUGAGGAUGCACAAAAUCUUCCGGCAGGAGACUCGAAAUUAUCCUGAAUCUUAUCCUCAGCUGCCAAGAGAUGAAACGGUGGAGAACCCUCACCUCCAAAAGCACAUUUUGGAGCUGGCUUCCAUACUGGAUGUUAGGAAUGUUUUCCUGGAAAACACACUCGAUGACUAUUAAAAGAAACUGUCUUACUGCAAAGGGGAUUCCCUGGCCACAGAUUUUGAAUGGUGCAGUUUUAUAAUGUGAAAAUCAUAAAAGGAAGUACUUGAUUUUAUUUUUAAAUUUAGGACCAUUAUUUUAAAAAGUAAUAAUAAACAGCUGCUAGUUGAGCUGU
Molecule: messenger RNA, 6641 nt
Organism: Corvus hawaiiensis (hawaiian crow)
Lineage: Eukaryota; Metazoa; Chordata; Aves; Passeriformes; Corvidae
Gene: SCAI
Product: suppressor of cancer cell invasion
Exons: 18
Coding region: 4688-6484 (598 amino acids)
Biological process (GO): DNA-templated transcription
Cellular component (GO): nucleus
Molecular function (GO): transcription corepressor activity
Source: RefSeq, a predicted model, not a curated record